Gloeophyllum trabeum ATCC 11539 is the source of this 3004-nucleotide messenger RNA. RefSeq lists its product as uncharacterized. Bases 1 to 2835 code for a protein of 944 amino acids. NCBI's taxonomy places the organism in Eukaryota, Fungi, Basidiomycota, Agaricomycetes, Gloeophyllales, Gloeophyllaceae. Gene Ontology annotation, biological process: DNA damage checkpoint signaling. The record is from RefSeq and is a predicted model, not a curated record. The transcript has 11 exons.
AUGGACGACUCAGACGACUAUUUCGACGACGACGACCUUGUUCUGGACGAGGCCACCUUGGCUAUCCUUGACAAGGAAGAACACAAGCAUACUGUCCCCCAAAGCACGCCCGAUAGCCAGUCACGACCGGCGAAGCGCCAAAAGACAGGCCAUGGAGGAUGGGGCGGGUUUGUCGGACGCAGCACGGUCGAGGAUGACUUCGAAGACAUGCCUGAGAUUUCAGUGAGGGACGACGGGUCAUACGGCAUUCGAGGGUCGCAAGGGCUGGAUGUAUUGGUACGAGCUAAUAACACCGUUGACCUACCCCAAUCUGCCACUCUAUCCACAAGUAAGCCGAAUCCUCCUUCAAGAGUACCUACACGCACCGAGAGCGUAUUGCGACCCCCUCCCACGCGCCGUGCAUCAACUCCUUCCUCUAUAUUUCAGCGCAACCGUUCGAUACGCGAAGCUCUCAAGGACUCCCCUCAUGUACCGGCUGCGGGUACGAAUAAUCGUGUCGACCCUACCUUUCGCGCGUCUCAAGCACCCCAGUUACUUCCGUCUCAAGCCCUACAGCUACCUCCGUCUCAGUCUCAACGUCGAAAUUCCCCCGCGCCUCCCGCCUCCCUUGGAACGAAUGAGAGACGCCUUCAACGCGAACUAGAAAUUCUCAAUGCCCGUAUGGAGGAGCUCCAGCGCAAGGCAGAGGAAGCGGAGAAAGCAGCCAAAGCAGCUGAAGAUGCUCGCUUUGCCAAGGAGGGUGAAGUGAGCAUUUUGAGGAAAACCAUGGAGAAGACCGCCCGAGAACAUGCGGCCAAUAUUACACGACUCAAGUCAGCGAAAGAGGCCGCAGAAGCGGCACAGGCGCAACUGCAAAAGGAGAUGAAGGAGGAAAUGGAACGGCUACGAACUGAAUUCCUCUUCAAGCAACACGAAAUCGAGACGUCUCUCCGCAGACCACCCGGCAGUGUACGCUCUACGCGGAUAAAUCGGGAUGUCCCAAUGACCCCCGCCCAUAUGACAACACCUAGAGUUCCCCGCUCGGCCCUAAGGAAUCCUGGAAUCCUCGGUUCAAGCCCCUUGGUGCGCAAAAACGUCGUCCCGCCGCCCCAGUUCGGAGAGUUCGAGCAGGGGCCUUCGAAGCUCCCGCGGGUCAGACGGGACACGCCGAAGAAACCUGCUCCUCUCCCUGGGUUUUAUAACUCGUUUUUACCCGGACCCGCACCUCGUGAACCAACUCCCAAGACUAUUCGCCCGAAGCCUAGCUCUCAGGCCUGCGAUAAGAAGGGGAAAGGGCGGCAUGUCCCUAGCCCUUCGUUAUUCAGCUAUCACUCUCAAGUCCUGAGCAACGAGCCCAUCCCUUCACCUCCGAGUAGUCCUACCACCCGCGGACAUGCAGGGGAAAGCGACGAUGUUGUCAUGGACGAUACUGACGCGAAAGGAUCAGACCCUUCCGAAGCGCCCAUGGAAGCUGAAUUGGAAGUGCAGGAGGAAAUCGACGAUGCAGCAAUGGAAGGUAUCGAAAUCCUGGAACCUCCCGAUUAUCCUACAGAGCUCCGACGGCUGGUGUUCUCUCAUGCUCUGCACUCGCAGCCGCUGACGCUGCAAAUGCUGCUGGGCGCACCUAUAUCAUCCACCGUAUCUUCCCAUGAUAGAGAUCACUACCUCUCUGCAUGCGGCUCGCUGCUGGAGUUACUAGGGGCGACGCCAGGGGUGAGCUGGGAGUCAUUGGCCCAGAGGGUGUCCGAAGUCUUGCUAAAGCUCGUCCAACCCCUGAGCUUCAGUGAUCUGACUUCACAUUUGGCGGCCCUGCUAAAUAUGCUUUCCGUGCUCUCUUUUGCUUUCUCGACAAUCGCCACUGCAGCUCUAUCACCCUCUGAAGCCACCUAUAAUGCGAACCAGCCUCCACCCAUCGUCGCUGUAUUGUACGAUAUCAUCCAUAGACACGUUGUUCCCACCAAAUGUGCUGGAGACGAAGGGCAUCGCGACCUGGUGCGAGAGAUUGUGGGCUUGAUAGAAGCUCUCUGUUUCAGUGCAGACGAUGCGUGCGAUGAAUAUCUUUCUGAGGUCCUGGCUGCAGACGGCGUAUUGCGAGUAUUAGUCGACAGUGCACAACCGUCGUGGUUAUUGGACAGGGCCACUCGAUGCUUGGCGCUGCUGGCAAGCCGUGAGACGGUGGCUCGAUCCUUAAUAUCGAAGCCCGUACAGGGCGCGUCGGACGAAGAUCAAGCUGGCAACCAAGGGCAGCUUGGGGCUCACAUAGAACUCCUAGCUGCUCUAUUGGCAGAUCAGGCACGCGUGGACCCUGAGAUGGAGAGCACGAGAGCGAAUAUAUUGACAUUCUUCGCGAUGCUCUCUGUAAGCGGCGCUGCCGCUGUUACAUUGCUCCUGGAGUCGCCGACCGUACUGCCGUCGCUCAUCGUGCUGAUGGCACGUCUGGCCGGGUUAUUAUGGGAUCAAGUAGACACGACCGAUUCGGUUCUGAGUCCACGAGAACGUAUCAGGACCAUCUACCAAGCACUGACAUUAUUGCAAUAUCUUGUCUGCGGUCAAGGGGUGGAUUUCUAUGAUCUCCGAAGAAGCCUCCAUAACGCUCCACAUCGGCAGUUCAACGGGUUAAUCCACAUAUUCAUAGUGACAUUUGGCCGCCUGAGCUACGCUGAUGCACCGCAAUGGAUGUCGGCUGAACUUUGUAAUGAGGUGGAUGACAUGAGGGAUAUGGCUAGGGCGUUGCUGGAGCUGGUGGUCGAAGGGCCGGAAUUGGAUAGUAUCUAUGCUGCAUAUCAAGAAGACGAUAGUGAGGUAGAUGGAGAAGAAAUGGAGGCGCGCAAUCUCGAGACUAACUCGCUGGAGUAAGACAUGUCGGGUUCGUACUCUCUCUUGAGUCUGCAUAUUUUAUUAUCUGCGUCUUGCUGUAUCGUUAUGUUCUACAUAUAUCCGUUCCUACAUUGUCAUCUCCCCUUCGCCUCAGGCCCCAUUCCCGUGUUGUCUAUACCGACGGCAGGUGUUAAUAUUGGCAUGUCCG